Molecule: messenger RNA, 1353 nt
Organism: Durusdinium trenchii
Lineage: Eukaryota; Dinophyceae; Suessiales; Symbiodiniaceae
Source: the annotation of a GenBank genome assembly
GGAGGCCAUCGCUACAGAUUGACGUUCAACAUUCAGAAUCGCCAUGGCGCCACUGGACACAGAUGGAGCACUCAGAUCCAUGUGUAGAGUUGUUGCUCAGCUGCUCCACCCAGACCAGAAGGAAUUGGAGCAGUCGGACCACAACGACUGCCUGGAUGUGUGUCAGAAGCUCUUGCAAACUGAGCCAAAGACUUCAGAGCAAUCGAGCGAAGUCAAUGUCAAAAUCAACAGCGAAUUGCACUUGUCCAGACUGCGAACGGAGCCUGUGACAGUUAGCACGAGCAGGCAGCCUGAGCAAGCACAGCCAAAGCAGAAAAAUCCAGGAGGUCUCUCCACUUGGGCAAAGGAAGAGGCUGUUCGUCAUUUUCGGGAGAAUCUUGCGAUUGACGACAAGUGGUCAAAUGGAUGGUCAUAUGCACGUUCAGAGCUGUGUGUGGCCCACUUCCGGAAGCUUCUAGACUGCUGGUAUCCGGGAAGAAAGGACUUCUGGAAGGAGUGUCAAGACUUCUGCAAGGAAUGGGCUGGAUGGCAGUCAGGACCCCCAAGAUGCCGGCCUUUGAGUGCUGGCAGGUUGAACAACUACUUGAGUCACCUUCACCGUGGUAGCACGCACCGGAUGGAGGAAAUUCUUCCAACUCCAGAAAUUAUGGCUGCAGUGCACAGGUAUGGAAUUCGUGUUAGUGACAUCCGCCUGACAUCCCCAAGCAUUUUCGAAGUUUGCCAAGCUUGGACUGGCCUGGAUUGGAGAGUAGGUCAUGCAGCUGACCCUUGUCCUUGGCCCGUUCCCCAUGUCGAACAACUUCCAUUGCUAUGAGGAAUUUGCAUGCCAGGCUUUUGACGGGCUGAAGUGCAGUUGGCAGUUGCUUGCAAAAUUAUUUGGACGGGUCUACCUGAAUCCACCAUGGUCGCAGCUGGAUUGCUGGCUUCAGAAGGCUGCAUGGGAGUACUCCUUUGGACUACAGAUCCUGAUGGUUGUGCCGCGCUGGUCAGAGGAUUCCUGCAUCGCCAUACUCACCUCAGCACAGAAAUCUCUCAGGCUGUCUACGCCUUUGCGUCUCAAGACAAGAAGGCUUUGGGAUGCUGAAUUUAAGCACCCAGCAAGCGGCAGCAGUAUGGCACCACUGGACGUCACCCUCAUUUGGAUGAUUUAGAACUUCUUUUGCAUCGCAAUGAGAUCGAUGCCCACCACUGUAGGCUUAGGAGAGGACAGGCAAGAAAACAUAUUAAAUUUGCAUGUAAGCUCUCCACGCUGCCAACAUUCGGAGCAUUGCUCCAAUUGCACUCCGUGAUAGGGAGUUUGUACAGCUUGAGUCCCUUGAUCUUGUACAUAAAGAUGCAUACGCCCACCAAGAC